CCCAUACAGUGGCUGCCGCAUCAUCGCCAUGGACGCCGCGUCGCCGCUGUUAGUGCUGACGCUGUUGUUCGUCACCUUCUCAGAUAAAACUAUUAACUGGCCAGUUUCAAGCAAUAACUUCUAGAGUGACGUUCACCGGACUCUUCACGUCCCAAAGGAACUCGCAUCUGAAAGUUCAACAUUAAGUCAAGUUAAAGCCCCUCUGACCUACAAGAACAGUGAAAAUACCGGUGAACGGCGUGCGGUGGAAGCGGUUUCGGCUUCCGCGUCCCAGAUAGCGGCAGUGCGGUCUGCCUUAUUCAAGAACUACGAUCGCGCACUGCCGCCCCCUGGUGACCAGCUGAAAGUGAAACUCUACAUUAACCUCCUCAACGUGGAUCUGUAUGGAUACGCGCGGGUUAUGAAGGUUGAAGGCCUGAUUUACAUUGCUUGGACGGACUCACGCUUAUCUUGGACUGGUAGUGACGUAGUAAAAAAUGUUUACGUUUAUACUGACGAGAUCUGGACACCUGACCUAGGAGUUCUACAUAGGUGGGAGGACGACCCAGACGAAUCGUCUCUCGUCAACACAAGGUGCUUCCUGUCCUCUAUUGGCUACGUGCAGUGUAUGCCGCCUGCCCAGUUCCGCUCGCACUGCAAGCAGGACAAUUCUCGCUGGCCCUACAGCAGGCACAACUGCACCCUGCGGCUCGCCUCCAAGUUGCCGGUCGAGAAGCUCAAGUUCGAACUUAUGGAGGUGGAUUUCGUUUACGAGCUGGUUUCACGGAAAUGGGACAAUUUGCAGCUUUCGUCAUACACCGGAGAAGUCGGAGGGAGAUCUAAUGUGGUAGUAUCGUUUGAACUAAAGAGGCAUAACUUGAUGCUAAUAGCAGCUUUCGUCGCUCCAGCAUUUGUGCUGGUUCUGCUGACGGUGAGCACUUGGUUCCUGCCGAGCAGCUGCGACGAGCGCCUCUUGCUGGCGACCCUCUCCGUCUUCCUGCACUGCGUCGUCAUCGACAACCUGUCGUACCCCAUGCCAGAGGACGGACGCAGCCCGCCGCAGGUCGUUCUGAUGUAUCGCGACCUGCUGGUGGUGGCGUGUGCGUCCUUCAUGGCUGCCGUGGGCCUGCGGAGGCUGAGCAGCCUGCGCACGCUGGACACCCCUGUGUGGCUGCCCUCCCUGCUGGAGUCCGGGCCCGCGCGGUUCCUGCUCUGCUCUCCCCAUGGCUCCCUCAGGCUGCAGGAAGAAGACGAUGCUGAGGGCCUGGUGAGCGAGGUGGAGCCAGUGACAGCUGCCACGCCCGCUCCAGCGGCGCUCCUGGCGCUGCUGAUCAGCCGCCUGGGUCUGGUUGCGUCGACAGCCACCUGCGUCGCCGCCCUCUCCGUCAGACUCAUGGCUUAAAUCUCUACUCCCUGCCGAAUACUAGCCACUCAUGUGGAUAUCUGUGGACGGCGACUACCUUUCAAAAAUAAUUCUUCACUUACGGACAUGUCGUAAAAUAAAAUGUGCUUCUAUUCCGCCCAAUGAGAAGGGUCCCUCUUCAGGUCUGACCUCAAACUGUGUUACUUUUGGUGAGUCUUACGUUGUUGAGCAGAUCGUUUAAGCAAAGGGUCGACACUUACGCUUUGCUGUCAGUACUAUUCCAAGUUCAGACCAGUCAUCAACAAGUAGCUACAGCUACCACAUGGGAGAACCACUAACUUUUGAACUGUCGAAGAGGGCCUGUAUCUAUUGAACUGUGGAAGAAAUGGAGGGGUGAAUUUGCCUUACUUUAAAUGGUCAAGUAGCUCUUUGGGAGAAGGACUAUAUGA
Schistocerca piceifrons (Central American locust) is the source of this 1791-nucleotide messenger RNA. Its product is annotated as neuronal acetylcholine receptor subunit non-alpha-3-like. Gene Ontology annotation, biological process: nervous system process; regulation of membrane potential; chemical synaptic transmission. The coding region runs from base 401 to 1381 and encodes 326 amino acids. NCBI's taxonomy places the organism in Eukaryota, Metazoa, Arthropoda, Insecta, Orthoptera, Acrididae. Gene Ontology annotation, molecular function: neurotransmitter receptor activity; extracellular ligand-gated monoatomic ion channel activity; transmembrane signaling receptor activity. The record is from RefSeq and is a predicted model, not a curated record. Gene Ontology annotation, cellular component: synapse; neuron projection; membrane. The transcript is spliced from 10 exons.